Molecule: messenger RNA, 5268 nt
Organism: Gadus chalcogrammus (walleye pollock)
Lineage: Eukaryota; Metazoa; Chordata; Actinopteri; Gadiformes; Gadidae
Gene: npc1
Product: Niemann-Pick disease, type C1
Exons: 26
Coding region: 90-3959 (1289 amino acids)
Cellular component (GO): membrane
Molecular function (GO): lipid carrier activity
Source: RefSeq, a predicted model, not a curated record
AACACGUCGCGAAGAAGACUCUCACAACAAAUCGCAAAACUUUACCCGGCUGGAGUGCCAGUUCGCCUCGACCGUAUUGACACGCAGGGAUGGGGAUCCUAACAGAGAGGAGCCGUGGAUUUCUUCUUUUAACACUCGUAUUUUUAACCGAGACACAUUAUCAAUGGGUGGAGGCCCAGCACUGCGUGUGGUACGGCGAGUGUGGGGACUCCCCCACCGUCACAGGGAAGAAGUACAACUGCAACUACACCGGACCCCCCAAGCCGCUGCCCUCUGAGGGGGCCGAGCUCCUCGAUGAGCUGUGUCCGGGCCUCAACUAUGGAGACCGGUACCUGUGCUGUGACGUCAACCAGCUGCGCACCCUCAAAGGCAGCCUGCAGCUGCCCCUGCAGUUCCUGUCUCGGUGCCCCGCCUGUUUCUUGAACCUCAUGAACCUGUUCUGCGAGCUGACCUGCAGUCCUCGGCAGAGCCUGUUCAUGAACGCCACGAAGCUGCAGCCAUAUCAGGAUGUGGCCGUGGAAGGCGUGCGCCUCCUGGGCAAUGCGACCAACGCGACCAACGUGGUGACGGUGGAGUACUACAUCGAGAACGAGUUCGUCAACGCCAUGUACAACGCCUGCAAGGACGUCCAGGCCCCGUCCACCAACGUGCAGGCGCUGUCGCUGCUGUGCGGCAAGGUCGCCAGCUUGUGCAACGCCACCAACUGGAUACAGUACAUGUUCAACAUCAACAACGGCCAGAGCCCGUUCGACAUCCGGCCGGUGUUCUGUGACGGGCCGACGGCGGGCUUCACCCCCAUGGACAACCAGACGUGGGCCUGCUCCGACUCCCUGGAGGACGGCUCGGGGCCCUGCUCCUGCCAGGACUGCACCCCGGUCUGCGGCCCCGCGCCGGUGCCCCCCGCGCCGCCCGCCCCCUGGACCAUCCUGGGCCUUGACGCCAUGGUGGUCAUCAUGUGGGUCUCCUACAUGGCCUUCCUGCUGGUGUUUGUGGGGGGCGUGCUGAGCGCCUGGUGCUACAGGAGAAGGAGGAUCAUGUCGGAGUACGGGCCCAUAUUGGACAGCAACAACCCGAUGUCUCUCAACGGAGAGAGCUCUGACGGAGCCGACGCCACGUGCUGCGAGCGGCUGGGCGAGCGCUUCGAGGGCACCCUGCGCCGCCUCUUCACGGCCUGGGGCUCCUUCUGCGUGCGGCAGCCCGCCCUGGUGGUGCUCACCACGGUGGCGCUGGUGGCGGCGGCGUCGGCGGGCCUGGUGUACAUGCGCGUCACCACGGACCCCGUGGACCUGUGGGCAGCGGACAGCAGCCGCGCGCGUCAGGAGAAGGACUACUUCGACCGGCACUUCGGGCCCUUCUUCCGCACGGAGCAGAUGAUCAUCACCACCACGCCGGGCGUCAACUCCACCAUCUACGAGCCCUACUUUGGGGGCCCCAACGUUACCUUCGGCCCCAUCCUGGGCAAGGACAUCCUGCAUCAGGUGCUGGACCUGCAGCUGCAGGUGGAGGCGCUGGUGGCCACGUACGAGGGCCAGAAUGUGACGCUGGAGGACAUCUGCCUGAGCCCGCUGGCGCCGUACAACAACAACUGCACCGUGCUCAGCGUCCUCAACUACUUCCAGAACAGCCACGACCAGCUGGACCACCAAGUGGGAGACUUCUUCUACGUCUGGGACGACUACCACAGCCACUUCCUGUACUGCGUCAGCGCCCCGGCCUCACUCAACGACACCACCCACCUCCACGACCCCUGCAUGGGCACCUUCGGCGGCCCCGUCUUCCCCUGGCUGGCCCUUGGAGGAUACAACGGGACCGACUACAGCAACGCCACUGCUCUGGUCAUCACAUUCCCUGUCAUCAACUACUUGAACGACAAGACCAGAGUGGGCAAAGCCAAAGCCUGGGAAGAAGAAUUCAUCCGCUUCAUGAAGAGCUACAACAACUCCAACCUGACCGUGUCCUUCAGCUCGGAGCGCAGCAUCGAGGAUGAGAUCAACCGCGAGAGCGAGAACGACGUGUCCACGAUCGUGGUCAGCUACGUCAUCAUGUUCGUCUACAUCUCCCUGGCCCUGGGACACAUCCAGAGCUUCAGACGCCUCCUGGUGGACUCCAAGGUGUCUCUGGGCAUCGCGGGCAUCCUGAUCGUGCUGAGCUCGGUGGCCUGCUCCCUGGGCAUCUUCAGCUACGCCGGCGUGCCGCUCACGCUCAUCGUCAUCGAGGUCAUCCCCUUCCUGGUGCUGGCCGUGGGCGUGGACAACAUUUUCAUAAUCGUGCAGACGCUGCAGAGGGACGAGCGCAUGCCCCAGGAGGAGCUCCACCAGCAGAUUGGCCGUAUCCUUGGCGACGUGGCUCCCAGCAUGCUCCUCUCGUCCGUCUCCGAGACUGUGGCCUUCUUCCUGGGCGCUCUGUCCAACAUGCCUGCCGUCAGGACCUUCUCGCUGUUUGCCGGCCUGGCCGUCCUCAUCGACUUCCUGCUGCAGAUCAGCUGCUUCGUCAGCCUGCUGGGCCUGGACGCCAAGAGGCAGGAGAACAACCGGCUGGACAUCCUCUGCUGCGUGAAGCUGGCCGACGGCCAGGAGGCGAAGACGGACGGCCUCCUCUUCCGCUUCUUCAAGAAGCUCUACGCUCCCUUCAUCCUCCAGGAGUGGGUGCGCCCCAUCGUGGUGGCUGUGUUUGUGGGCAUGCUCUCCUUCAGCGUUGCCGUGGUGGACAAGGUGGACGUGGGACUGGACCAGAAACUCUCCAUGCCUGAUGACUCCUACGUGCUGCAGUACUUCAAGAACCUGAGCACGUACCUGCACACGGGCCCCCCGGUGUACUUUGUGGUGGAGGACGGCCUGAACUACAGCAGCCCCGAGGGGCAGAACGCCGUGUGCGGAGGGGUGGGCUGCAGGAACGACUCCCUGGUCCAGCAGGUCUACUCGGCGUCGCUCAUCAGCCAGUACACCACCAUCGCCUACACGCCGUCGUCGUGGCUGGAUGACUACUUUGACUGGAUCAAGCCCCGCUCCAGCUGCUGCCGCUACUACAACACCACGGGGGCCUUCUGCAACGCCUCAGUGGUGGAUCCUUCCUGUUUGCACUGCCGGGCCAUGACCCCCGCUGGGAAGCAGAGACCCACUGGGGAGGACUUCAUGCACUACUUGCCCAUGUUCCUGUCCGACAACCCCAACACCAAGUGUGGGAAAGGCGGUCACGCCGCUUACAGCAGCGCGGUGGUCCUGGGUGACACGGGUGUGGGCUCCACCUACUUCAUGACCUACCACACCAUCCUGAAGGACUCGCCCGACUACAUCGACGCCCUGAAGAUGGCCCGCGUGCUGGCGGACAACAUCACGCUGGCCCUAGGCCAUAAGGUCUUCCCCUACAGCAUCUUCUACGUGUUCUACGAGCAGUACCUCACCAUCGCCUACGACACGGCGCUCAACCUGGGCGUGUCUCUGGGGGCCAUCUUCGUGGUGUCCACGGUGCUGCUGGGCUUCGAGGUGUGGGCCGCGGCCCUCGUCAGCCUCACCAUCGCCAUGAUCCUGGUCAACAUGUUCGGCGUCAUGUGGCUGUGGGGCAUCAGCCUCAACGCAGUGUCCCUGGUCAACCUGGUCAUGAGCUGCGGCAUCUCGGUGGAGUUCUGCAGCCACAUCGUGCGCGCCUUCUCCGUCAGCAUGAAGGGCAGCCGGGUGGAGAGGGCCGAGGAGGCCCUCGCUCACAUGGGCAGCUCGGUGUUCAGCGGGAUCACGCUGACUAAGUUCGGAGGCAUCCUCAUCCUGGCGCUGUCCAAGUCUCAGAUCUUCCAGAUCUUCUACUUCCGCAUGUACCUGGCCAUGGUGCUGCUGGGGGCCACGCACGGACUCAUCUUCCUGCCCGUGCUGCUCAGCUACAUAGGUCCGUCCGUGAACAAGGCCAAAGUGUUUGCGGCCAAACAGCGCUACGCCAACACCGAGAGGGAGCCCCUCCUCAACUACUAGCCGGGCCCACCGGCGACGGCCCCGUUAACCACGACCCCCGAGCCGCCACAGAGACGGGGUGAGGGCGCAGAGCGGCCUCCUGCGGGACACACUGACACACACUCGGCCUCAACGCCGCUAUGCACGGACGCUAACUCAGGAACGUGGAAGAGUGGAAGAAAGCGGUGGUCGUGUUUUUUUUUUUAACCGCUAACCUCAGUUUUAACCUCUCCUGUCUGUUUUUAUUAUUAUAAUGCGACCUGGCACACGGCAACAAAGCAGGGAAAAGACUAUUGGAUGAACUGGACAUGGGUCGUCCCCCCCCAAUCGACACUUCUGAUCAUUCAGCCCAGCAGACACUUCAGAAGACUUAAAAGGGCAACCAUGUUAGUUUGUUUACCACGCUGGGACCUGGUUAAGUAAAGGCGACUCAAAGGGUUUGCUCAUGAGACGUUUUGUAAAACCGUUUGACAUGAAGAUCGUUUCUCGAUCUGACCACUCUGUUCACACUUUAGUUAAUUUAGCUAUGAAUGAUGGCGGUACAGAACAUGAAAAUGUGAUCGACGUAUGUAAAUUAUUUUAGAGUUACUGAUUCAUUUGUAAACUUGCAUUUGAGAAUAAGGACCGUUUAUGAGCCUUCCCCCCUCACUUAACAUGCAUUAUUGUGAUUUAUUAUUUUUUAACUGUCUUUUAUCACACCUGUGAUUGUCUUGGAUCACAGUUGUAGUCCACACCAACGCAUUAGCUGUACUUGCAUUCUUACUAUAAUCACUGCUCUUUCGGUUAUUCAUAUUUUUUACCCUAGGUCUUAAUAAUGUUAUGUAUGUCAUCGUGGAGCCCCUUACAGUUAGUGUUAGCUAAUGAUGGUGAAGGAGUGUCCCACUGGGUGUCCUCUUGUUCCCUGUGUUGCACAAUGUCCAUCGUGGAUUUCUUCUGUUAUUGCGGUGGUGGUUUCAGUUUAUUAUAUAUAUUUUUUAUAAAGAAUGCAAUGUUUACAUGCUAGCAACCUUAAAGCAUACAAUGAUUGAGAUUUGCUUGUUAACAAUGCUGCGCGUUACCAAGUCUGGUUUGGGAGUUUUAACCAUUUUAACUUGAAAUAAAUGUGUUCUAAAAGUGUAUCAUUGAAACCUGGUAUUACACAAGUGAUUCUGUUUUUGUAAUAUCUUAAUUGUAAACCCAAUUUAAAAACCUUUUAAAAACACUUCUUGUUUCUGCUUAGUGAUGCACUUUACAUAACCUAAAACAAAUGUAUGGCGUUAAUUGUAUGGAGAGGGUCUUAAUUUAUUUGCUACAUAAUUAAACUAGAAAUUAGACUACUGUCAAAACUUAA